UCAUCUCCUCUGCGCAGACAGCCUAAGACCAUUCAUUUUCACCAUUGAAUCUCAUUUUCACUUGGAGCAUUUACAGAACAAAAAAAACUAGUAUGUUUUCAACAGUAAUAUCAACCACUCAACCGGGUUUUAUCCUCCCAGGAAGACUCUCGGCGGUUCGGUGUUGUUCCGUUUCAGUGUCCUCAAAGCAGUUGAGAUCCACCCAGUUCGAUUUGAAGACUUACUGGACAAAACUUAUAGCUGAGAUUGACCAAAACUUGGAUCGAGCAAUCCCGAUUAAGUACCCAGAAGGGAUCUACGAAGCCAUGCGCUACUCCGUCCUGGCCAAAGGUGCCAAGAGGGCGCCACCCGUCAUGUGUGUGGCGGCUUGUGAGCUCUUUGGUGGUAAUCGCCUUGCUGCCUUUCCCACGGCUUGUGCUCUUGAAAUGGUUCAUGCUGCUUCAUUGAUUCAUGAUGAUCUUCCCUGUAUGGAUGAUGCCCAGUCACGCCGGGGCCAACCCUCAAACCAUAAAAUUUAUGGUAUUGACAUGGCCAUCCUUGCUGGGGAUGCACUCUUCCCGCUUGGAUUUGAACACAUUGUGUCCCACACACCUUCUGAUCUUGUACCUGAAACCUGCAUCCUUCGUGUGAUUGCUGAGAUCGCCCGUGCUGUGGGAUCGACUGGCAUGGCUGCUGGACAGUUCCUUGACCUUGUAGGUGGGCCUAAUUCUGUUGAAUUUGUGCAAGAGAAAAAGUUUGGUGAAAUGGGUGAAUGCUCUGCAGUUUGUGGAGGAUUAUUGGCUGGUGCAGAAGACGAUGAACUACAGAGAUUAAGGAGGUAUGGAAGAGCUGUUGGAGUUUUGUAUCAAGUGGUCGAUGACUUGUUGGAAGCGAAAACACUGAGUGAGAAAGAUGGAGAGAACGCAAAAAAGAAAGGGAAGAGUUAUGUGGCCGUGUAUGGAGUUGACAAGGCUAUGGAGGUGGCUGAGGAACUUAGAACCAAAGCUAAGAAGGAACUAGAUGGGUUUGAGAAGUUCGGUGAGAAAGUGGUGCCACUUUAUAGCUUUGUGGAUUAUGCUGCCGACAGAGGAUUUUCCAUUAGUGAUUCAAGUUGAUAAUUUGGCAUGUCCAUUACACUGCUGGGAACAGGCUGACUACUGGUGCUUUUCAGUUGAUAAAGGAUUUUUGGCAGCGUGGAUUGCAGCGGAUACUCUCAGAGUUUGAUACAUAAUGCAUGUUUGAUUAUCAUGUUUUUCCAGUGAAAAUGGAGAACAUAAGCUUUGUAAUUGUACUUGGUUGUGUGUUUGUAGCUGUUCUUCUUCAUGUUGAGUCUGCUGGCCAAAGUUAGAGGACACUAAACGCCUUGUACGGGGGGGACAGUGUCAAAAAAUGAGUGACAACAUGUAAGAUUAUUAUGUUUGUUGUUUAGUCUUCCGAUAUAUUGUGGGAAGGCGAAACUCUCUUCCUCUGCUCUCACUUGAAUGCUAUUGUUUUAAGGAAACACAAA
Molecule: messenger RNA, 1486 nt
Organism: Mangifera indica (mango)
Lineage: Eukaryota; Viridiplantae; Streptophyta; Magnoliopsida; Sapindales; Anacardiaceae
Product: heterodimeric geranylgeranyl pyrophosphate synthase small subunit, chloroplastic
Exons: 2
Coding region: 93-1094 (333 amino acids)
Biological process (GO): isoprenoid biosynthetic process
Molecular function (GO): prenyltransferase activity
Source: RefSeq, a predicted model, not a curated record